AUGUCAAAUCCGGAGCGGCAAGUUUUUGCAGUUUGUUUUUGUUUUUUAUAUUCGUUUUCUAGCGACAAUGAAGUUGCUAAAGCCUGCCUGGGUGACACAUGAUGGUAAACCCAUCUUUUCUAUUGAUAUCCAUCCUGAUGGAUCAAGAUUUGCAACAGGGGGUCAAGGAGAGGAUUCUGGGAAAGUUGUCAUCUGGAAUAUGGCUCCAGUGGAGCAUGAAGAGUCAGAAACAAAUGAGAAUGUACCCAGGAUGCUUUGCACAAUGGAUAAUCACAUAGCGUGUGUGAAUUGUGUACGAUGGUCUAACAAUGGCAAAUACCUGGCUUCAGCUGGCGAUGAUAAACUUAUUAUGAUCUGGCAGACCAGUAGAUAUGCUGGACCUUCAACUACAUUCGGGACAGGGGGCAGCACAGUCAAUGCUGAGCAGUGGCGCUGCGCUGCAACUUUACGUGGUCACUCAGGAGAUGUUCUUGGCUUAGCAUGGUCCCCAACAGAUAAUUGGUUAGCUUCAUGCAGUAUUGAUAACUCAAUUAUCAUAUGGAAUGCCUUAAAGUUCCCAGCUAUAGAGCAGGUUGCAGUUCUGAAGGGUCACACUGGACUGGUGAAAGGAGUAACAUGGGACCCUGUAGGAAAAUAUAUUGCAUCACAGUCGGAUGACAGAACUUUGCGUAUUUGGCGUACGUUGGACUGGCAGUCAGAAACUGUAGUUAAAGAGCCUUUCGUAGAGGCAGGAGGUACCACCCAUGUGUUAAGGCUUGAUUGGUCCCCUGAUGGCUUUUACGUAGUGUCAGCGCAUGCAAUGAACAACUCCGGGCCCACUGCUCAGAUCAUAGAAAGAGAUGGCUGGGCAACAAAUAUGGAUUUUGUAGGACAUAGAAAAGCUGUUACUGUCGCACGGUUUAAUCCCAAGAUUUUUGCUAAGAAGAUUAAGAAAGGUUCGAGCAGUCCUCAGCAAUAUUCUUGUUGUGCCAUAGGUAGCAGAGACAGGUCGCUUUCAAUAUGGUUGACAGCAUUGAAGCGCCCUCUAGUGGUGUUACAUGAUUUAUUUAAGAACUCAGUGAUGGACAUAAGCUGGACCCCCAGUGGAACAGGGAUGCUCUGCUGCUCAUGGGAUGGCACAGUGGCAUACACAACAUUUACGCAUGAGGAAAUUGGACAACCAAUCACAGAUGAGGAAAAAAAUGGCGUAUUUAAAAAAUUCUAUGGGAAGUCGGCCAAGUCUCUAACAAGCAGCACUAACGAAACCAAUCAAAUCAUUGAGUCAGCCGCCAUCUUGAGACUUCAACAACAGAAAGAAAAUGCCAAAAAAUCGUUACUUCAACAUGAAACGCCAAGCAAAACUCUGAAUGGAAUAGGAGGAAACUCGAAUUCGACACAAACUCCAAUAAAGCCAACAAAUAAACAAAUAGAAACACGAACACCUGAUGGUAGACGUAGGAUCACUCCAAUAUUCCUGGCACCUCAACCUGAGAUGGGAGAGGCACCUUUACCAUUUGGUGCUGGUAAUCUGGCUUUCUCCACCAGCACAGAAAGAAGUUCAAUCAUCGUAGAGAAGUCAGAUUCCAAUUUUAGUCCCGAUGUAUCGAAAGUCUCAAGUGAUGAAAAACAGCUGAGUAGUAAGGAAAAAGACAAGCGCCCUCUCUCUCAAAUACAGCCAAUAUCUGCACUCGAUUCAACAGCGAGUGACAAACCAAAAAUACACAAAGAAAAAGCCAAAGACAGUACUGAAAAUGAUAAAACAAAGGAAAAAGAUAUUCACAAAUCAAAAUCUGCUUCGUCAAAUGAAAAAGUGAAAAAGAGGCUAGAUCUGGGGGGUGGCCCGUCUCAUAAAAGGAAACGCAAAGACGAUGUUUCAAUGAGAUUAGCACCCCCUCCACCCCCUGCUGCGGCUGUCACAACUGUGCCCUCUACCACCACUCACUCUAUACAUGUUCAACCCACAGGACUCAACUUGCAAGCUCUCACCAUAGAUAAACAGUACUCAAUGAAUAUUUCACCAGUAGAGGGCAGUCCUGAAAAUGACAUCAUAAUUGAAGUAGAGAAUAAUGUUGUGACAUCAUCUGGUGUUAGUUUACAUCGACUCAGGUGCAUCAAAAGUGGACAGCUGACAUGGGAGGCAGUUAACAGCAGUAGAAUAAUAGCAAUCACUGGAAAUAGCAAUAUUGUGUGUUCUGCAUGUGCAGAUUGCUCAAUCAACCUCUAUAGUCUUCCUGGUAGAAAGCUCCUGCCUUCAUUGGUGUUUGACGCUAAGGCUGCAGUUCUGACUUGCAAUGGAGAAUACCUCAUGUUGGUCACAUGUAGGGGUUCAUUAUACAUCUGGAAAAUUCCGGAGAUCUCAACUGUGAUACGCAAUGAAUCUUUAGCUGCAAUAAUAUCUGGUUCUGUAACACUGACUAGUGGGAAUGUAACUGAGGAAGGAUUCCCAAUUGUGACACUAUCCAACAAUAAAUUGUACACAUUUAAACCUGACCUUGGUUGCUGGUUAUCCAUACCAAGACGUGAAGACCCCUUGACACAAUUAUCAGAUCAUCACUCCUGUCUACCACAAGAUGGACGCCAUUCUAAAGGCCCCUUAGCAACUUUACAACAACAGAAAAAUAAAGCUGGAAGUCAAGCCAAUAGAAUAUUCCAAACUGACCCCACACUUCAACAAUCAACAACGAUUAGUCAUUUAGAAAACCAAGUGAAUCUAUCAUUAGCUUUGAAGUCAUCUACUGAGUAUAGGUUCUGGCUCUCGACUUAUCUACGGUACUUAGCACAAGAAGGUAUUGAAAAUAAGUUGCGUGAGAUAUGUGAUGAUCUGUUAGGACCAUUGUACAAAAGUAAAACAAACAACUGGCAAUCAAAAAUAUUGGGUGUAUGUAAACGCAAACUUCUACAGGAAAUUUUACCAGUUAUUGGUUCUAAUCUGAGGUUACAAAGACUCUUCACUGAAUAUCAAGAACAAUUGGACACAUUGAUCACCUGAUAUUGCAACACACUAAAUGUGGGACAUACAACAUAAUGAAUUCUCCCAGUUUGUCAAUC
Owenia fusiformis is the source of this 3027-nucleotide messenger RNA. NCBI's taxonomy places the organism in Eukaryota, Metazoa, Annelida, Polychaeta, Sabellida, Oweniidae. The record is from the annotation of a GenBank genome assembly.